Molecule: messenger RNA, 3436 nt
Organism: Alternaria alternata
Lineage: Eukaryota; Fungi; Ascomycota; Dothideomycetes; Pleosporales; Pleosporaceae
Exons: 4
Coding region: 130-3219 (1029 amino acids)
Biological process (GO): regulation of DNA-templated transcription; protein import into nucleus; post-transcriptional tethering of RNA polymerase II gene DNA at nuclear periphery
Cellular component (GO): nuclear pore outer ring; nuclear pore
Molecular function (GO): structural constituent of nuclear pore
Source: RefSeq, a predicted model, not a curated record
CUUAGGGCUGUCAACCACGAACAUCGCAAGCUCCCAACACGAUAUUGGCGCGUGGCUUAGUCAAGUGUUUCUGAGAUCGCCUUGUCUUGUUCCUUCUGUCGUUUCCAAGUUUCACCCAUUCCUUUCAUCAUGGCUUCACGAUCACUAUCGCGCCAGUCGCAGCCGACUGCAGCUCAGUCUCAUAACAACAACGCGUUUUCCUUCGGAACGUCACGAGUCACGAACGGCACCAAGGCCAACGACCCGCUACAACCGCUGCGUGCAAUGGCCGAACGUGUAGGGAAAGAGGUGGAGAAGUUCGCGGAGCGAGUGGACCACUGGCAUGUCCACGGCAACGAAUCGAAGAAAGCCAAAUAUCAGACCACGGUCAAGCUCGUCGGGAAGUUCCAAGACGUUGCAGAAUCACAUGUGAAGGAGCUGAAGCGGACAACGGAAGCAGAGAACAACGGAAGCCUCAGCAAGACUGUCCGUCGGAAAAUACAGAGUAUGGCAGAUGCGUCAGACAAUGCAGGACAGAGUGUCUUCGGCCAGUCGUCCCAAUCCGUCAUUCCAUCUAUCGAGUCCAGCGCCGUCCCCGAUUCCGCGAGCGUCCGAGAGCUACGAGAAUGGCAGGCAGAGCUUGCAACAUGGAAGCUGCUGAAGUUGGUCAUCGAGCAUUACAACCCUGAACCUGGCACUGAUGUGGCGGCGGAGAAGCAAACGCGAUUGGAACAGGUCGGCGGAAAUGCACGAUACUGCAAGAACAGCGAGAUCUGGGAUCGUUUUCUGUUGGAGGAUGACCAGGCCAAGGAGAAAGCGCUCGUCCUUCGUUGGCUAGAACAAACGGCCCGCGACAGCGACAGCGAUGUGAAGGCCAUCAUUACAGGGCUGGAAGAGCACUCUGGAAAGGGCGCGCACACCUGGACAAGCGGCUGGUUGGAGACCAAGACAAAGAUCAAGCAGGCGAAGCGCAUGGACGACACAGACCAACCGCUGAAGCCGAUAAACUCGAACCUCAAGACCUCUGACAGGACCGCGAACCUCGUUACCCAACUAGACCCAGAUGCUCCUUCACGGCAAAAGCGCGCACUCGAGAGGAGCGACGAGUAUUAUGAGCGCUCUCUCUGGAUGGUUGCAUACGAAAUGAUGCGACGCGGACUACCCUGGAAGACCAUCGUCGACUGGUGCUACGAGAGGAACGAGUCGUGGCGCGGCGUCAGUAUUGGAGCAGCGUACGAAGGUCACCCAGAAGGUGGACCAAAUGUCGCAGGCCCGACCGUCGGAUACCUGUUCCGCCGAAUGAGCUUCUACGCUGCAAGGGGAGCUCGGAUACCAUAUGAAGGUGCUGUAUAUGGUCUGCUGAGUGGAGAUUUGAAGCAAGUACAAGCAGUCUGCAAGUCUUGGGAUGAUCAUCUUCAUGCCCACUACAACGCACUCCUGCUCUCCCGAUUCGACUCAUAUCUUCAGAAGAAUUAUCCGAGCAGAGUGACAGAAUCCUUGACUCAGAAGUUUCUCUUCCAAGAUGCAGUCGCCAAUAUCGGAGACUGGGAGAACUCACCUGAGAAGGUGAUUGAAAUUCUGAAGCAACAGAAGAGUACAGCAUCCCAAGCGGUCUCUCCAAUCAAGCUUAUUCAGAGCGCACUUAUCGCCAGAGACACUGAUGAUUUGAUGCUGAAGGUCGGUGUGGCUCUUGCGGACAUGUUCGACAAGGACGACCGACCACACAGUCUCAUCAUACAUCCAGACUCGUUAGAAGAAGACCGAAGCCCGAUACCUGCUGGAGACCAUCGCACAUUCCGCGCAGAACAACACUAUCAGACUCUCGCGAAAGAUCCACAUGCUUUCCGCAUCUUGGUUCACGUCUUCAUUGUCCUUCGCAACGGACUACACACGCUUUUCGAGGAUACACAUCAAGACAAACUAUUCUUGGCUAUGGACAACGUCAUCACAGCCUACAUCGAGUUCCUACGUCUUACCAAACGAUUCGAUACCAUACCGCUCUAUGCAGCACAGCUCAUCCCCGAACGAGCCGCCUACAGUCUCGCGCGUGUCCUCCCCGACAUCAAAAAUAGCUCUGAGCAACGUCACUCUGUUGCACUCAUGGAAUCAUAUCGAAUCGACGUCGUUCAAGUUAUAUCACAGAGCUUUACGUUUGCUUCUAGGGAUAGCGGGUUUACACACUUUACCAAAGAGGGUUAUGGCGUUAUCACAAAUCCUAUCAAGCGGUUCAACAUCCUGGAGAAAAUUACUCUUCCGACUGAGCAGCUGCUAUGGCCGGGUGUUCGUGUCAAGCGGACAUUUGGUGGUGCUGAGAUAAGCCCACAAGACGAAAUAGUCAUAGAUGCGGUGCAAUGGUACAACUACGUAGGGAAGGACUACGAAAACACGUUUGGACACCUAAAGAGCGCGCUAACCAUCUUCUUGCUCAAUGGUCGACUUGCCGCUGCCGAGAAGGUCAUUAGCGAUCUCAGCGUCGAGUCUCUGUCCUUGUCUCGAACAGAAGCUCUGCUCGGCUAUCCCUUCGAUUUCACCACGGCAGGUGCGGAAGAACAAGACGAGCAGCAGCUCCACGAACAUCGCGACAAUCUCUCGACUUCUGCACGAGCAGCCGCUAUGCCUUUGGCACAAUUGCCUGACGCCGAUCAACACCGGGAGAUUGUAGAUAACCUACGUAAGAGCAGCACGGCAUACUACACGCUCCAGCAGAUUGUUCGCCUGUUGGUUCUCUUCCGUGAAUGGCGUGAAGAGGAACAAACACUUAUUCAAAUUCGUGCAGAACGCAAGAAAGAAGGCGCAUCUGCCAAACACAAGCCUGACACUCAACGCACGAAGGCGCUUCUAGACUCAAUAUCCAAUGUCUUCGAUACUCUCAUUCCUGCCAUCUCCCAAGCCUCGGCUGCAGACCCAGACUACCUUACACACAAAACCUGGGACCUGAUGAAGGCGUAUAUCCCAGACAUGAUACUCGCAUACCUCUCUGUUUUACAAGCGGCCUCCUGGUUUUUGAACAAGGAUCCUGCAAUCAAGGCUAUGGAGGUCGCUGUUGUAGUAGCAGACAAAGGCAAUGAGUGGGUCCAAAGGUGUUUACUUGAAACGGGGCGGAUGAGCGAAGUGCUGGAGUGUUUGGCGGCAGUGUCAAAGUGUAUGUUGAAGUUGACCGAGGGCGGGAAGGAGAAGGGUAACAAGAAGAGGGGUGGAAAGGGUGAGACGCUUAGGCUGUGGGAUUUGGGUGCAAGAUAGAUGUGGGAAUAUGAGUUGUAAGAUAUCAGUCGCAAUGGGAGGCCAUGCAGCAUGCGCGCGCUUUUGAUUUUAGAACAGGACAGAGAGCAUAGUAAGCAAGCAAUCACGUCGUCAAACUACUUAGCAUCCUGCAUCAGAAUGACGGUGAUGUAACCCGCUCGUUUAUCGAGCAACAGAGUCACCAGAUAGGCAAGAAAAGCUGCAUACUGACUUGAGC